Myotis myotis is the source of this 2442-nucleotide messenger RNA. RefSeq names its product ADP ribosylation factor GTPase activating protein 1 (gene ARFGAP1). The record is from RefSeq and is a predicted model, not a curated record. The coding region runs from base 13 to 1290 and encodes 425 amino acids. Lineage: Eukaryota; Metazoa; Chordata; Mammalia; Chiroptera; Vespertilionidae. Gene Ontology annotation, biological process: regulation of endocytosis; regulation of ARF protein signal transduction. Gene Ontology annotation, molecular function: GTPase activator activity. Gene Ontology annotation, cellular component: Golgi membrane. The transcript has 10 exons.
GCCCGGUUUCCCAUGACACCAUGCGAGGAGCAACGUAGCCGGAAGCUGGUGGCGGCGGGGUCGGCGACUGGCGAGAGUCCUCGGUGCAGCUCGCCGCCCGACCCGGCCCGGACCCCGCCGACCCCGCCUGAUCCCGGUGCGCAGAUCGAGCCCGCCUGCAUCAUGGCCAGCCCCAGGACCAGGAAGGUGCUCAAGGAAGUCAGGGUGCAGGAGGACAACAACGUGUGUUUUGAGUGUGGUGCGUUCAACCCUCAGUGGGUGAGUGUGACCUACGGCAUCUGGAUCUGCCUGGACUGCUCGGGGAAGCACCGCGGGCUCGGCGUGCACCUCAGCUUCGUGCGCUCUGUCACUAUGGACAAGUGGAAGGACAUUGAGCUUGAGAAGAUGAAAGCUGGUGGGAAUGCUAAGUUCAGACAGUUCCUGGCGUCUCAAGAGGACUAUGACCCCUGCUGGUCCCUGCAGGACAAGUACAACAGCAAAGCGGCCGCCCUCUUCAGGGACAAGGUGGCAGCUCUGGCCGAAGGCAGAGAAUGGUCUUUGGAGUCAUCGCCUGCACAGAACUGGACCCCGCCGCAGUCCAAGAUGCUGCCAUCCACUGCCUACCGGGCCUCCGGCCAGCCGCAGAGCUCGACUGCCUCCUCGGACAAGGCCUUUGAGGACUGGCUGAACGAGGACCUCAGCUCCUACCAAGGGGCCCCGGAGAGUCGCUACGUGGGGUUUGGAAACACGGUGCCGCCUCCGAAGAAGGAGGACGACUUCCUCAACAGCGCCAUGUCGUCCCUGUACUCGGGCUGGAGCAGCCUCACCACCGGAGCCAGCAGGUUUGCCUCAGCAGCUAAAGAGGGUGCUACAAGGUUUGGAUCCCAGGCAACUCAGAAGGUGUCCGCGGGUUUGGCAGGCAGGGUAAGAGGCUGCACCUGUGUAGGGCUUGUGGGGCUGGAAAGUCACCCUGUCCAUCGCAGCCUGGGUGCUGGGCAGCCACGCGGCCACUGGCAGAGCCCCCGCAUCAAGAAGGAGCAGGCGGCAGGCGGCUCCACUGGACCGAGGAGGCUCAGCGUCACGGAGGCGAGGCUGCGUCUGCCAGCCAGCCUCUGUGGGCCCCUGGGGCUGGCGUCUGUCCCGUGUCCCUGGUCAGUGCCUUCUCUUCCUGGAGGCAGGGGUCUCGGCUGCAGCCUUUUCUUUUUUCAAAUCCUGGUUAGUGGUCCCUGCAGUCCCCCGGAGGUGCCAGGGCUCUGGGCUGGCCUGUCCUCUCAGGGCUGGGUGUUAGGACUCAUGAGGCAGCGGCCAUAGGGCUGUCCCAGGCCCCAAGUGAGGGAGGGGUGGCUUCUCCCCCGCUGCUGGGGGCCCCUGCUCUGCUUCUCUGAGCCCCUACUCUUUCAGCCCCUGAACCCCUUGCUCACAUGGUUCUGGAUGGUGGUCAGUGGGAGUGGAAAGCAGGGUUCAGCGACAGUGAAGGGGGCUCCAAAGUCACUCUGGGGCGCCGUCAGGGUGAUGUAGUGAUGUGACUCGAGGUGCUUUUGGGGGUGCCCAUGCUGCUCUACUGCCUUGCUCUCUCCUCUUUCCCCACUCGAUCCCUGUGCCGCUGGGUAAAGUUCUGGGGUUCCAGGCAGCAGCCGGAGCUGGUAAGGUGCCGCGUCCGUGUGUCACCCUCAGCACGCCCUCAUCUGUGGGGCCUGUGCUAGGUUCCGCUGUCGCCUGCUGUGGCCUGUCCUGUGUCUGUGCUUACGUGUGCUCACGCUCAGAACUUCUCACUGGCCUGAUGGGCUCCUGUUUGGCCCAUGCAAGCUGCUUGGGGACCCGCACUUCCUUUGUGACCCAGAAUGCAAUGGGCACUGAUGGCCUGGAAUCCACGGGAGCUACUUGGCAAGACUUGCAUGGAGUAAUUUUCUUGAACCAAACACUCCAAAGGUGUCUUAUCCCAGGAGUGAGGUCCUGGCACCCAUCCUGAGGCUUUGCUCACAGCCCCUGUCAUCCCACUCCUGCCCCCACCUCAUCAUCUCCCAGCUCUGUCCCCUCCCCUCAGCCAGCGCCUGAUGCUCGCUCUCCAUGGCUGCGGGGGCUCACGCUGGGCUGCUGAGGUUGCUCCCCUACACCCUGGGGAGCAUGUGAGGUGAUCUGCUACUGGCCGGGCUGUCUUCACCAGGCAGGAUCCACUGGGCUCUGAGGGGAGACCCUGGAGGCGAAGGCUGGGCAGGGCGGACCCCGGGCUUGUGCUGUCCCUGGGCCCCUGCCUGUAAGACUGCGUAGCAGGGCGCAGCGGGUCCGGCCUCUGUGGUCAGGGUGCUCAGGGCCACUUCUACGCAGCUGCUGUGAGUCCCGUAUGCCAGUGGACUGCUUGCUGUCUCUGCCCGCAAAACUGGCAGCCGCUGUGCUGACCCUCGUUCUGGGGUGAACAUGGUGCCAGGAACUCCCUGACUUCCCUCUCAUGGCGUCUGUCCUUCA